CAAAGAGAGAGAUGGCACUGAGAGCAGCCAUUCUUCGCCAUGUUCGUGUGCCAAUCCAAGGGGCUACGAAAUUGCAACAAUGCCGUAGUUCUAUGACUUCCCUACGCUUCAUGUCCUCACACGGUGAUGAUCAUCUCACCAAAGAAGAGGUCAUCGGGAGAGUCCUCGCUGUCGUCAAAGAUUUCCCCAAAGUCGAUCCCUCCAAGGUGACUCCAGAUGUCCAUUUCCAGAAAGAUUUGGGUUUGGAUAGCUUGGACAACGUGGAGAUUGUAAUGGCACUAGAAGAGGAGUUCAAGCUAGAGAUCCCAGACAAGGAAGCUGAUAAAAUUGACUCUUGUCAUCUUGCCAUUGAAUAUAUUUCUAGUCAUCCUAUGGCUAGUUAACUAACUAGUAGUCUUUUCCCUGUUUGAGUCUAUGUUGAACUUAAGCAUCAUGGCAACCUUGAACCUGCCCCUUACUUUCUCUGGAUGUUUCUUUUUCCUUUUUCAUUUAAAUUGGAGGAAAGGGGCUGGUUGUUUAAAAUAAUAUGAAUUGUUCAGAGAGGAGUUUACCAAUGAAGAACUGGUGGUGCUGCGUUUUUGAAGGAUCAUAUUUUCUACUGAGUUUUGAUUUUUUCCAUGCUAUUUCUGUGAUCUGCUCCGGUAAAUGGCCUGUGGUAUGUCUUUAAGCAAAUCCACCCCCCCCCCUCCUCCCCCAAAAUGAAAUGUUUUAGACUUGUAAAGCAUACCUUCGCAGGAAAUAUCAUUUUUCUCCAACUGUGCUCGCACCACCACCCAUAUGCAAAUCAAUAGCCUGUUUGGUUUCAUGUUCAAAUUCACAUGGAUUCAUGUUUAUUUUAACGUUACUAAUUGUAACAUUUGUUUUAGAUUUACGUUUCCAGGUUUUUUUGACAUGUUUUCUUACACAAAUUCACUGCAAAGAUGAAUUGAUUUGGAGAAUCAUGUUAGAACUGCAUUUAUAUUAAAGGUUUUGUUAAUGAAUAUUCUAUGGGGCCUCAAGAGUGUGUAAACUCUGGUUGGUUAUGCAAAACACACUUUUAACUAAUCAACAACGAGUUCACAUGCUCAUGGCUCAGGAAAUCUAUAGUAAUAACUUAGCUUCGAGAUUGUCAAUUUACUACUAAUGUUUAAAGGAAGCUAGUUCCUCUGGA
This is a messenger RNA of Abrus precatorius (Indian licorice), 1150 nucleotides long. Its product is annotated as acyl carrier protein 1, mitochondrial-like. Bases 12 to 383 code for a protein of 123 amino acids. The transcript has 3 exons. Gene Ontology annotation, biological process: fatty acid biosynthetic process. Gene Ontology annotation, cellular component: mitochondrion. The record is from RefSeq and is a predicted model, not a curated record. Lineage: Eukaryota; Viridiplantae; Streptophyta; Magnoliopsida; Fabales; Fabaceae. Gene Ontology annotation, molecular function: acyl binding; acyl carrier activity.